ACCAAUGGCGUUGCGAGUCGUGGUGUUACAGCUGGAGGGAAUGCGGCUCGUCAACAAACGUUAGCCUUGGUUUCGCAUCAGCUGGAGCUCCAGGCGAAGUGUCUCCAAACUGGUUCGACGCCCUUCUCCCAGGUUUUUGUCAUCUUUUCUUCAAACGUUUGACGUUUAAUUCUGAAGCCGCUUUAAAGCUCUUCCUUUGUCGGAGCGAAAGUCGCUCACGGAGCUGUCAAACUGCUCUCUCCGCAGCCACAGAGGUGCCAACCAGCGUCAUGGCCACAGCGCAGUCAGUCUUGCUGCUAGCGGUGCAUAUUCUGCUCAUCUCAGAGUUUCUCCUGGCCAAGAGAGACUACUACGACGUGCUGGGGGUGCGUAAAGAUGCCACCGAGCGCCAGAUCAAGAAGGCUUUCCAUAAGCUGGCCCUUAAGUACCAUCCCGACCGUAACAAGGAACCAGAUGCCGAAGCCAAGUUCAGAGAAAUAGCGGAGGCAUAUGAAACCUUAUCAGAUGAUAAGAGAAGGCAAGAGUAUGACCAGGUUGGUCAUGGCCCAUCACCAGGGGAAGGCCAUACAGGAGGAGGAGGCAACUAUAACUUCAGGCAGCACUUCCACUCCUUCAACUUUGAUGACAUUUUUAAAGAUUUUGCUCAUCAUCAUCAACAACAUCACCACCACUUUCACACCCACGCCCACUCGCAACAUCAAGCCCACCACAAGAGACACUUUGAAAGCCACUUCCAGGCUCACCGUGAGGCUGUGAACAGGCAGAGGCGACAGGCCGGCUUCAGUGGGGGAUUCUUUGACGACGUGUACGAGGACUUGGAGAAGAUGUUCUCCUUCAACGCACACGGUUCCCGGCCUGAGGGUGGGUUCCACAACUCAGGAAAACAGCACUGCAGGACGGUGACCCAGCGAAGAGGGAACAUGGUGACCACCUUUACUGACUGCUCCUGAGUCCAACUGAAAUCAUUAUCUUGGGACACUUUAAAAUGGGAUGCUACAGUAAUUUAUCACUUUUUUUGUAAUUUCCUGUGUAAUUUCUUCUAAGAACAAAUAGCUAAGCCAGCCUGAUAAACAGGAGCUUCUAAGCAAUAACACGCUCAUUAUUGCUCUUAGCAUUAGCAUCCUGAUAUAUACUAGGUUCAUCAGAUACCUCUCCAUUGUUUAGAUUUCCAGUUCCAAUGUGUUUACUUGUUACUUUUUGUGAUGGUACAAUCUACAAGACUCAGGUGUGGCCUAAAUUUAAAAGAUAAUUACCUUAUUUUCUUUAAGAACAGUGAUGCAGUUAAGACUUAUUAAUGUAAAAACAUUAUGUGGCUCAAUAGGCCAUACCAUCAUUACACUCUCUGCCAAGGUAUGCUAAACCUUAGCAUUAUGCACUCUAUAUUUGUACAAUAUGCUUUGAUUAGACUCCAAUUUAAUUCCACAGUUAACACAAGCUUGUCAUUCUGCAGCGUAUGUAAGUUGGCCAUCAUCAACUGUUACCUCGUUUAAGUUUUGUUCUGAUGAGUUGCGAUCUACCUUCACUCAGUCUGGAAAAUAACACCAGUCCCAUGACAAACACUGGUAAGCCUAGCAACAGGUCAGCAGUUGUGUAACCAGUUGUGCUACUGGUAUCAAACCCCUGGAGCUGCUUGCCAGUGAAGCUGGUUGGUCGGACAAGUUUAAAUUUCCUGAACUGAUCAUAAUGUGCAAUAUUUAGCGCCUUCGUGUUGCCUAUCAUUUGACAGUGCAAUGUUAAUAUCAUUGUCUGAUGUCUGCACUUUGUGUGUGUGUGUGUGUGUGCGCGUGCGUGCGUGCGUGUGUGUGUGUGUGUGUGCAUGUGUGCGCAUUGAGUGCCUUGAAUGUUGAUUAGUUGCAUAAAGUUUAAAGAAUGAAUAAAGAGUUCAAAUAAUA
Betta splendens (Siamese fighting fish) is the source of this 1892-nucleotide messenger RNA. It is a transcript of the gene dnajb9b, whose product is annotated as DnaJ heat shock protein family (Hsp40) member B9b. The record is from RefSeq and is a predicted model, not a curated record. Gene Ontology annotation, molecular function: protein-folding chaperone binding; misfolded protein binding. The coding region runs from base 270 to 950 and encodes 226 amino acids. Lineage: Eukaryota; Metazoa; Chordata; Actinopteri; Anabantiformes; Osphronemidae. Gene Ontology annotation, cellular component: endoplasmic reticulum. The transcript is spliced from 3 exons.